AUGAAAACUCCGCCACGCCCAAAAUCGACAAAGCUCUCCGAGACGUGCGCACCACCGCCGGAGACGAUUAGAGAUAAGAAGAGGAAUAAGAAAUAUUCGCGGCAUGGGCUCUUAGGGGAGGGCGGAUUCGCACGAGUGUACGAAGUCGAGGAUGACCACGGCGGGUUGCUUGCCAUUAAGACAAUAUCUAAAACAGCGCUGCAGUCCAAGAAAAACAGGACUAAGCUCUAUGCUGAAAUCAAACUGCAUAAAGCAUUAUCACACCCGAAUAUAGUCGGCUUUGAGGAAUGCUUCGAGGAUGAAGAAAACGUUUACAUGCUGAUGGAAUUGUGCAAGGCAGGCAAUAUGAUGGAUCUUCUUCGCGCGAGAAAGAGAUACACAGCUCCAGAAACACGCUUCUUCCUCGUACAGCUUAUAGGCGCGUGUCAGUACAUGCACGAGCAUUCAGUUAUUCACCGUGACCUUAAACUGGGCAACUUGUUUUUGGACGAGUCGAUGAAUGUCAAAGUGGGUGACUUUGGCUUGGCCGCUUUGAUUGAGCGCGAGGGCGAGCGGAAGAAAACAAUAUGCGGUACUCCAAAUUAUAUCGCUCCAGAAGUUCUAUUUGAUACAUCGAAUGGACACAGCUUUGAAGUCGACGUGUGGUCUAUUGGCGUAAUCAUGUACACUCUUCUAGUAGGGAAACCACCGUUUCAGACCAAAGAUGUCAAGGAAAUUUACAAACGGAUAAAAGACAAUUUGUACGAAUUCCCAGUGGAUGAUCCAAUCCCGACUGAAGCUGAGGAUCUCAUUUCGUGCAUCCUGACACCAGAUCCUAACGACAGACCGACUCUUCACGAAAUUUUAGACCAUCCUUUCUUUAGUGGGAUUACGCCGCCAUCUAUCCCGUCAACAGCGCGCAUGUCUAAACCUGACUUCAGCAACGUGACAAACGCAAUGUCUAAACAUAACAUGCGCAGGCUGCGUCAGCAAGUAGAGCUCGACAUUUCACGCCCAAUAGCGGCCAAGAAUGGCGAAGAGAAGACGGAGAGUGUGUCUGUCGCAGAGCAGGAGAGGGAGUUCAACAAGGCAGUACAACCAUCAUCGCCAAUCUCCACACUGCUCAGCUCGGCCAGGCAGCCACUGAUUGUUGCCAACAGUCUCCCAUCGCAGCCGCUGCUUAGACAGGCGACAACUGCAGCACUUGCUGAGAAAGAGAAGAAACAGAAAAUGGAAAUACACGCAUCGAACAAGAAAUACAUGGAGAAUUUGGAAAAGAAAGAUGGCGAGGACGAGGAAAUUGCUGAUCAGAAGCUGAGAAUAGUUAGUGAAAUGGUCAACAACGAUGAGAAAAAUAAAGGAAAAGCGAGAGCAUUGGAUGAGAAUAAUCAACUUCCACCACCUAAAAGCAAAAGCAAGAGCAGUUGUUUUGUGGAAAUGCACACUAAUCUUCACAACGCAUUCACUGCCAAACGUGAAGCAAAGCGUUUCGAGAUACCAUCACAAUACCGCGACACAGAUUCGGACAAAGCAUCCAAAGUUUUCAUAGUUAGUUGGUUAGAUUACUGCAAUAAAUAUGGAAUGGGAUAUGCAUUAACUGAUGGCACCGUUGGCGUGUAUUUCAACGAUUCAACAUCCAUGGUGCUAUCACCUGCAAAGGAAACGGUUGACUAUAUAGCGUCUCGUGGUAAAUCGAGCACAGCGGUAAGGAAAAAUUUCAACAUAGAUAAGGAGAUACCGAAGGAUUUAGAAAGUAAGAUGUUGUUGUUGAGACAUUUCGAGGAUUAUAUGCUCGAGAGGCUCUAUGGAGCACGUUCAUACACAUACGUAGAUGAAGAAAGGCGGAAGGGGAUGACUUUUGUGCAGAGAUACUAUCGGAUGAAAAAUCUGAUAGUGUUCAAGCUGUCAAAUGAUGUCGUGCAAUUCAACUUUUAUGAUCACACCAAGAUGAUACUCAGUCAGGGAGGGUGUUUGGUUACAUACAUCGAUAAGGAUUACGCGUUAUCGAGAUGGACACUGGAUGAGAUAUUGGAAAAGCAAAGCAAGGAUGAAAGGGAGAAGAAAAAGAUGGAAGGGAUAUUAGUCAAGCUCAAGUACUGUAAGGAUGUAUUUGCAACAGGGAGGUAG
This is a messenger RNA of Wallemia ichthyophaga EXF-994, 2106 nucleotides long. Its product is annotated as Serine/threonine-protein kinase plo1. The transcript has 5 exons. NCBI's taxonomy places the organism in Eukaryota, Fungi, Basidiomycota, Wallemiomycetes, Wallemiales, Wallemiaceae. Gene Ontology annotation, cellular component: spindle pole body; cytoplasm; nucleus. Gene Ontology annotation, biological process: protein phosphorylation; mitotic cell cycle; regulation of protein localization to mitotic spindle pole body. Bases 1 to 2106 code for a protein of 701 amino acids. The record is from RefSeq and is a predicted model, not a curated record. Gene Ontology annotation, molecular function: ATP binding; protein kinase activity; protein binding.